Messenger RNA from Adineta ricciae, 4077 nucleotides. The record is from the annotation of a GenBank genome assembly. NCBI's taxonomy places the organism in Eukaryota, Metazoa, Rotifera, Eurotatoria, Adinetida, Adinetidae.
AUGAACAAUGAAAAUGAUUUUCCAUUUGAAUGUCAAGGUGAUCCCUGGAUAGAAACGAAUUUAAUGAACUUAAUUGAACUUCUCGUUUUACCAACAACUAUUCAUCAUAUCGACAAUAUCGAACAGUUAGUUAAUUGUUACAAUCGAGUUAUACAAAGUGUUCUAUCACUCAACUCGUAUUCAGUAAACAAUCUCGAAAAACUACGUUCAUUUGCUAGUUUAGCACGUUGUAUAAUGGCUUUAUUUCCAAUUAAAGAAGCUAAAAUUGUUUUUGAGAAUGCAUGUAGUCUAGGUGGAUUUAAUGCAACAUUUACAAGUUGUCACGAUAUUCAUGGUUUUAUCGAUUACUUAAUUAAUAUAUUUCCCCAAAACGAGUCACUUACAGACGAUGUUGUCCUUUAUCGCCAUCGUGCAUUACUUAAACUGGAAAUGGAAUUUUUCAAAAAUUGGCUACCGGAGAAUAUCGAACAAUAUCCUGAAAUACUGACAUUGCUGAGUCAACCGGAAAAUGAUUUGUGGCAAUAUUCAGCCAAGAUUUUGUCAUUCAUCGAUCAAGAAGAAGUGCAUUUACUUUCAACGAUUGUGUUGAACAAUGGACAUAUUGAAGAGAUCGAUCAGUUCAAAAUACUUGAUGAAUGCUUGAACAAGAACAGUGAUAACGCAUAUAAAAUCGAACGAUUACUGGUGAAUUAUAUUCAUAUGCAACUAAUACUUCAUGCAAAUAAAUGUGGUACACCUGAAGAAAUUCUUGCGAACAAUUACAAACAAUUUGAAGAAAAUGUACAACUGCUUCAACAUCAACAAUCGAAUCAUUCUUCAACAUCAAUCGGUCUGAUCGCCUGGAUCAAAUUUUACGUAGAAUUAUAUGCUGUUGCUUUAAACAAUCAAUAUAAUGAACAAUUCAUCAAUAAAAUAGAUGAAUUUCUCAUUCGACAUGACUCGUCUUUCUCUUCAACACUUAAACUAUUUGUGAUUAAACAAAUCUGUGAACUGUCAAAUAUUAAUCUUGAUCAAUUACGAGAGAUAUUCACUAAUCGUAAUGUUGUUUGGAUUCGAACAAUACUUGACAAACCACACGACCAACAAAUGAAUGACAUCCGACAUAGUCUCAUUUUACCAACGCCAUUUGUUGUGUUUCACGAUGACUUUCAACGUAUUAGUAAUACACUUACAAACAGACCCAAUCUGGACUGUUUGCGACAAUUAAUUGGCGAUUGUAAAACGAAUCAGACAUUAUCUUACUGUUUUCUCGUUUGGUUUAUUCAUUAUUAUUCAUGUUUUUAUACAACCCAUACUAAACCAACAGAUGAGAAAUGGAUUCACUUAUUUAAACUUGACGUUAGUCAAUUAUUGCAAAUAAGUUUUGAUAGAAUUGGUCAUAAGCUACUCGUCUCUUUAUGUCAAAACUUUACUGAAACUUCUUAUUUUCGACUUCAGCCAAACAUGAAGAUUAUCGAAGUUCAUCAACGUUUAGUUGUUUUAAAUAUUGUUGCUUAUCUGAUAUCAUUGAAAUCACUUAACUACAUCACCUAUAUUGGGUCGUUAUUGUUCGAUAGUAAUUGUCAAAUGUUUAAAGAUUGUUCCCAACAUUUACAAUCUUCCGUAUGUUUACCAGGUCUUUUGCCAGCAGAUCCUGCUAUUAAACAGAUGCUUGAUGUAAAAGCACGAGUGAAAGAACGUUUAGAAAGAGGUGAAAUCUAUGCCGACGCUAAGUUCGUCUAUAGAUGCUCAAAAGAUUGUUCUUGGACAUUUUAUUUCGAAGGUUGCGGUCGUCCAGCCUCUCAAAGUAAAUGCCCGUUAUGUAAAAAGGACAUUGGCGCAGCAACCUACAAUAAACUCAUUGUUCGCGAACCUCCACAAAUUGCAAUGCCUAUCGCUGUUGGUUUUCAGUUCAUCGAUGAUCAUAUGAAGAAGUAUAAUGAAAAAAAUCAGUUUGGAUAUUACAGUAUAACGAAAGUCGAGGAAAGCAGCAUCGGUGAAAAACCUGAACAUCUCAAUCGCUCGAUCUCGUUUCGAUUUUUGCACAUGUUCACUCAUGCCAUUCUACUUUUUCUACAUGACGUCGAAUUUGUAACAAACUCGAGUAAAAUGCCGAAUCGGGAGUAUUUUCAAAAACACUUUGAGAAAGAUUAUGAUCUAAUUGGAGAACAAUGCGAAGGUAUUGAAAAUUGCCAUGCAUGGCUGUUCAGUUUGAUUGAUCAUAUGGUUGACAAAACAUUUCUCUUGAAAGGUGUACUUAAUCAAAAUCAAGAAGUAAUCAAAUUUGAAAAAUUCAUUGAAGAACGACUCAUUUUCGCUCAUAUUGAUUCAAUACCAACUAAAAUAAAUGAUUACAAACGAUCAUUCGCUGAGUAUGUUCAAAAACAAAACGACAAAUUCCGGUUGGAAUAUUUUGUCGAUGAACUCUUUGAGAACGAAACAAAAUAUUCUCUUUUGAAAUUUUUCAACGUAACCAAUAUUUAUAAGACAGAUCCGAUUGAAAAAUUUCUCACUAAAUUACAAUCAAUACCAAACAGUGAAAAGAUUUACCCAAUAACAACAUUCUUAAUGCAACGAUUAUCGACCUAUGAAAACAUUCAACAUUUGUAUCCUAUUGUCAAAUUCACGAAUUUCCUGAUUCAUAAAUUUAAUCAUCGCCUUAAACGAAAUGAUGCAGCGACAACAACAAUUGAAUAUUAUUUAACAAAUGAACCUGAUUGUGAAACAACUCGCAAACUUUACGAAUCAUUUCUUGACGCUUGGUAUGAACUCAAUUUAAAAGAAGUUCGGCUUGAUUGUCAAACAGUUCAAAUUAAACAUCUGCAUUCGAAAGAAAAUUUUGCUAAGAAUACAAUGAUUGCUGUUGUUCUACUAAGUGAAUCCAACGAUGCAACAAGCAUUCUACUGGCAGCGUGUUUAAAAACAAUUGGUCAAUUACAAAAUGAAGUUGUCAAUUAUUUUCAUAAUACAAUUGGAACUGAUCCAUUAGGAACCCGACGGAAAGAAUAUGUUGUAGCAGUUCAAUCGGUUCGGCCAGAGCAUUUAUUUGAAAUUGAUGCGAGAAAAAUCAGUCAACAGUUAGUCACUGAUUGCUUGAUGAUUAAUUAUGAAUACGGAAAAAGUCGAGAUAUAAUUUAUGAUUAUGAUGAAAUCGAAUUAGUUUUACGAAAUAAAAUUAGUAGUCUACCAAUUAUUGAUACUGACAAAUUACAAUAUCUUAAUUAUCAAUUUGAACUUUAUGCUGUAAAUACGUCAUUGAUUACUGAUGUUCGAAGGCGUGUGAAACAAGAAACAAUCGAAUCGAACGAAAGAAAAAAGCUUCAAGGUCUUUUGAAAGGAAUGGACAAUGAUGACAUUGUGAAUUAUCUUGGUUCUCUCGAUUGUGUUUUUACUUAUUUGAGAGAUACAAGUAUCGAUUCAGAUAUGGAAAUACCAACAAUUCAAACAUUCGUUGAAAAAAACAUUCGUUGGCAGAGUUAUCUCAAUGAAAAUGUUCGUCAAAAGCGACCGUUUUCGACUAUUCGUUUGACGUAUCUUAUUGAUUUAUAUGAAUUAUUAGAAGAAUGUGUAUUUGAUCAAGUUUUACGCAAGUAUGUUAAACACGCGUGGUGCGAAGAUGCAUUUUCAGUUGCAGAACGAACACAACUCAUUGAAAAAUUUAUUGCGGCAACUUUCGGUCACAAAAAUAUCGCUAUAUCUCUCGCGAAUAUUGAUUGUUGGAUUGGUAUACUAAAACGAAUGAUGGUUCGUGUUCUUUCGAAUGUUAAUGUAGAUACGGAAGUACCAUUACAAUGUUAUCUGGAAAGAAAAGAUUUAUGGACUGAUCAUAUUACCGAUGCAGAUAUUAAUACAUUUGACUUAGAUGAAGCAAUUCAGCUAUGUCAUACUUUCGUUAUUCUAAAAGGACUUGAAGCAAAACAAAAUCCACCAGAAGUUGACAAUCAACAAUUUUUAGAUAUUCAAAAGAAAGAAUUUAAAAGUGCUGAGUCAUCGACAUCAAAAGUAACGUCGUGGAUGAAUUCCCAAGGAAAGAAUGUUAAUACGCAAGUCAAAGUUAUUCAACCAUCAGGAAGCAAAGCGAAAAAGCGUAUAACAUAA